Molecule: messenger RNA, 11027 nt
Organism: Stomoxys calcitrans (stable fly)
Lineage: Eukaryota; Metazoa; Arthropoda; Insecta; Diptera; Muscidae
Exons: 11
Coding region: 606-11027 (3473 amino acids)
Biological process (GO): proteolysis
Molecular function (GO): zinc ion binding; metallocarboxypeptidase activity
Source: RefSeq, a predicted model, not a curated record
AUUUUUAAGAACCUGAAAACAGCAGUGGGUUUGAAAUGCAAGACAGAAUUAACAAAAAGGAUCAACAACGUAAAUUGUAUAGCUGUGAGAAAAUCGCUCUACUUAAUCCAACUUUAAUAAAAAAGUGUGCAUUUUUUCAUUGAAGCACAUUUCUACCGUAUAGUGCACCAGAGCCAGUUAUGCAAAACAAGCAUUAAACUACAACCUAGCACAGAGGCCGAAGAAGAACCCAUACCCACAGGGCGGAGUAGAGCAUUUCCAUGAUUUUCAUGCAUAUGACCCAGAGAAUGUGGUUCAACCCCAAGCGACGACAUUAUUACCCGGCAUUUACAAAGAAAGCUAAGCUAAGCAUGCCAUGCCAGCCUCAUUGAGAGUGAUAUGUGUAUGUGACGGAAGGCCAUGCCAAGAAAAUUUUCACUCACAUCUAUUUUAAUCACUUGUGGAAAAGCUGUUUAACGCAACGGUUGUGUUUGACUGAGAAGCGUUUUUAUUAAUUUGAAAUGUAACGGCCUUUAAACUUUCAAUAUCCCAUGCAAGGAUAAGAAAGUGCUAAAGAAUAGUGUUUGAGUGAAAAUUCCAGAAGAGUGUACAAACAAUUGUGGAAAAUGUGUCGCCUUUUUCUAGUGAUCAAAGUGCUUAUGUUGAAAUGGUUAUUGGCCAGCAUAUGCGGCCGGGUUUCUGCUGCCUAUGAUUAUGGCUACCAUCCCAGUGCCGAGGAGUUUGAUAAUCUGCUACGAGAAACCCAUCGCACCUGGACCCAUGACAUACUGAAGCAUCAAAGUGAGCGUAGAGUAUAUCAGAAGCCGCGCCUGCCCAACAGCGAAGUCAGAUCAUUUGUGCCAAAAUUUCAAUACGACAGUCAUUUAAGUAAAUUUAUAGAAAACAACAACAACAACAAUAAUAAUCAUAACAACAACAACAACAAUGAUCAGGAUGUAACUGGACAAAUAUUUUCCAAUGUUCUUGGUUUGAGCAGCCCAGCUCCUUUAAACAACCCUGAUAGACUGACCAUACAGGAGUUGGGUUCCUCUUUGGAUUUUCAUUAUUCCCAUGAUGAUUAUGCUCAGAAUUAUGACAACACUUUGGAAAUGGAGGACGGAGGUCCCAUACCUUUUCUCAACAACAAUAAAAACCAGCCUCACAAAGAUACCCAAGGCCAAUUGACCACCACCAGCCAUACCAUGCCUGAAAUAAACUUAAAACCCCUUAGCACCAACGAAAUGGAAAAGUACUCGCUUAAUAACCUUUACAAAAACAACACCAAGGCUCACUUCCCCAUUUAUUUUACCAAUCCGGCCACAGGCAUAGUUUAUGCCAUAACCGAAAUGGGUAAAUCCUCCUCCAACGUGGCCAGAACCAAUGGUUCCAUACCCAUAUUCAUAACCAAGGAGCAAUAUGAAAGGGAUAUAAUGAUGCUGAAGCAGGAAUAUGAGGCCCAUUGUAAUGGCAAUGCUGUAUUGGGGGAUAAAACUAAGCUACACAAAUAUCCUGCCCUUUCGUCCUUUUCAAGACCCUCAACUACCACCACCACAACAUCGACUACUAUGAGACCCCAAAUAAUAAGACUUAAUAGGCCAGCCAGUCCUACGCAAAUGACCACUUCGAAACUGGUAACUCCGCUGAAGAAACCUUCCUCAGUGGUGGUAAGAACUGAGCUAACAGUUAAGGAUAAGAACCAGGCCACCACAAUAAGGCCUAUCACAACUCGCAAGAGAAAACUCAAGAAUAAAAAGAAGAAUAAAAAUACCAGGCCUCCCGGUCAUACAACACCAAAACCUGUUGCCACUUUUGAAGGGCCACGCAUUGUUAUGGGCAGCAGAAUAAGUACCCGCAGGCCAGUAAGUGAACUGCAGAAACUCUCCACCCAACUGGAGAAACCUAAUUUUGGUACCACCAUAUUUUCAAGCGCUCCCCUGGCGGCCACAGCUAGUAAUGUGGAUCAGUAUAGGGAUUUGAAAAGAACGGAUAGAGUAGAUGAACAAAUGGAUUUUGAUACAAUGCAGAGGAGACGCAGGUCCUUGAGAGAACAAAGAAAUUCGAAGGGAGAUAAAGAUAUUGAAAAUCUGGAAAAUGAAAUAACCUCUGUGGAGGAAGAUGAGCAUUCUAAGGAUUUUUAUGAAAAUAAUUGGCGCAAAAACAACGAUUAUAGGUUAAAAAUAGUUCAGCGAUCCCUGCCAGUUAUCGAUAACGAAAAUAAUAAUCAAAAACUAGGUGGAAAAGUAUACAUUAUUAAAGAAAAAACUCCUGAGGAGUCACGGAAAAAUGAGGUAGAACAUAAAAAUAUCGAUUACGAUAUAAAUACCAAACGAUUACAAGUUAUCGAUAAAAAUAUCGAUUAUCAAAUACUUAGCGGAAAAGAUGAAAUUCUUUACAUUAUUGAAGAAGAAUCUGCAGCAAAUAACGAUGAACAAAAAAAUAUCGAUUAUGGUAUAGAAAGCAAAACAACAAUUAUCGAUAACCAACUGAAAUCCAGAAAUAAAAAGAAACCUAACGCAGCACACAAGACAACUCUCAAUAGCUAUAAACAAUCUGCAGGAAAAAAGGAAAUAAGAGAAAACCUCUAUAACGCUGAAGACAGAACAUUAAGAAGAAAUCGACGUUCCCUACAGGAUAUCGAUAACAAAAUAGAUUUACAAAAUAGCGAUGAACAACCAACGAGAAGAAAAGGUAGAGUACUUCAAGUGUUUAACCAACAAUCGCCUAUGACAAAGGAGAACAAUAAAAGAAAUAUUGAAGAAUUCGAUUAUUUAUUAAAAAGUGGUGCAGAAGUGUUAAGUGAAUAUGAUGGGAAUGAAAACGAAAAGAAUAAAUUAAAAACCAUAACAGCUGACAAAAUAUUUCAAUCCGACAAAGUUAUCGAUAACAAAUUAGAUAUACAAAGAAACGAUAAUAAAAUGUUGAAACAAGAAAAUGUUUACUUCCUACAUUCUGAAGAGGAUAUUUUAAAGGAUUCCAAGAAAUCCACCGAAAACGAUAAAUAUUUCGAUAACAAUAAUUUAAAAAUCCAUAUAAACGGUAUGAAUCAUUUUCUAAAUUCUGAAUAUCCUAAUUCGAGAGAAUCAAAAAAUUCCAAUGAAGACAAUAAAUAUAUCGAUAAUCUAAAAAUCGAUAUGAAUGAUUUUGAAAUUAUCGAUGACUUAAAAAAUUUUGAAAAUAUUGAAAAAUCGCCACAAAUUAUCCAUCAUAUUUUUUCGAAAGAAUCAAUUACCCAUAAUAGUGUUGUGAAAGAAUCACAAAAAUUCAAAGAGAAGGAUAAACCUUUCGAUAACAAUAAUUUUAAAAUCGAUAACAAUAAUAUUGAAGUUAUCGAUUAUUUUAAAAAUGUGCAGAAAAGAUCGCCGCAAGUUGAGGAUGACAAUGUUAUGAAUAAAUUUCAAUUAUCGAACCAAUACAUCGAUGAUAAAGUAAUAAAUAACUAUGAUCAGCUAUCGAUUCUUAAAAGUUAUGUGUUUUUCAACUCCCAAGAAGAUGGAGUACUAAACAAAUUUAAAACUAAUGAGCUAAAAAGUGAAGAAAUUGAUAAAACUUCUCAACUAACAAAAAACUUGCCUGCAGUUAUCGAUAAUAAAUUAAAUCUGGAAAACGAUAAUAAUCAAUUCGAAGAUUUUUUAAAUACAAACGUGGAAACAAACGCAUUAAGAGAAGAUGAAGUGAAGAGUGAACAUUUUGAAAAUGUUGCAAAAAAUGAAUCAGAACCAAAUAAAGAUAGAGCAAUAAAAGUUAUGGAUAACAAUUUGAAUGUGGAAAAUGACGGUUAUCAAUUAAAAGGCUUUUUAUACUCAAAAGAGGAUACAACAAAAAUACAAGAAGAUAAAGUUAAAAGUGACAAAUUUGUUGAUGUACUCAGUGAAAAUGAAGUUCAAAAUAAAAAAACCGACGCUGUACUAAAAAAUGGAUCCAAACAAAAAACGAAGCCUAUAGUAGAAGAAGAUGAUUUGGCAAUAAAUUUUGCUGGAAAUUCAGAAGAAAGUGCAACGACCGAAGAAAAUUAUGACUUAGUAUGGAAAAAAGAACCUAAUUUGGAAACCAGCAUUGAAAACCCAAACAACAUUAACAAUUUAGAACAAAAAAUUAAAAGUGAAAGUGUACCUUGCUUAGUACAAGAAAUUCAUGAUGAAACUGAAAAUCUAACAUGGGUACUAAAUUAUUUAGAACCUAAAGAAAAAAAUUAUGGUACUAUAUCGGAAAUAUAUGAAGAAAAUGUUAAACCAGUUGAAAUUAAUUUUAGUACUAAAACCGAAAAUCCAAUAAAUAAAGAGAGUCUAUACAUAAAUGAAAACUUGAAAACGGAAUUCAACAUAAACCCAGGUGAAAUGGAAAUUCAAUCCCUAAAAACCGAAAAUAAUAACAAUUUAGAACUUGUUUUUAAACUUGUACCAAGUGAUAUUAAAUUUAGUACUAAAAAUCAAAUAAACAUAGAAAACCCUAACAACGACUUCAAUGCAUUAGAAAGUGAUGGUCAAGUAUCACCAAUUUAUGAAGAAAAUAUAAAUAUACCAACAUUUUUCUACCAAAUCGAAGAAACAAACGAUUUUAGUACUAAAAAUCAACCAGCACAAAAUAAUAAUGAGUUGCAGUAUUUAGUACACAGAAACAUAAAUAAACCCAAUGAAAACAACAUAAAUAAUAAUUUCCAAGCAGAUGAAAAUGUGAAUUUUGAACAAGAAAUUUUAAACAAAAAUAGUGAUAAUAUGGGUACUAAAAUAAGAUUACCUAAAACAACAAAGGAUCUCCAAGCCAUUAAAUAUUGGGAUAUUGAGACAAACGAAAAUGAGUUCAAUGCUAAUAAAGAAAGUGAAUAUCUAGUAUAUCAACCUGAAAAUUAUCCGAGUACUAAAACCAUAAAAGAAAAACGCAAGCAAAAUAAAAAUAUGGCUCCUAACAGUGAUCUGAACGUCAUUCCAUUGCCAAUUAAGGCAAAUCACAAUGGUGUUGAGGUUUUAGUACAAGAAGAUGUGAAUAUACCUAGUGAUGAAUAUUUUAGUACACAAAAUUAUUUUCUCCUAAAAGAACCUGUACCUAAAACAUAUCAAAAUAAUGCUAAUGAAAAUUUCGUACAUGUUUACCUAAAUCAAAAUGACAACCAUAUUAGUACUAAAACUCCAAUAAAUAAUGAAAACAGUGGCAGAGGUGAAUUUUUAGCACAAGAAAAUAUUUUUCAACCAUACAACGUCGAAUUUAAUGCUGCUGCAAGAAAAAAUGUUGGAAAUGAAAAUUUAGUACAUAUUUACAUGGUCCAAAGUGAAAAUGAUGUUAGUACUAAAAAAGCUAUAAAUAAUAGAAAUCAAAACAAAAUUGAAUUUUUAGUACCAGAAAAUAUUGUUCAACCAAUUAACGAUAAUUUUGAUGCUGUUGGUGAAAAAAAUAAUCCAAAUAAAAAUUUAGUUCAUGUUUACAUGGAUCCAAGUGGUGAUACUAAAACUCCAAAAAUUAAUGAAAAUCAUAACAAAAUUAAAGUUUUAGUACAAGAAAAUGUAUUUCCAUUAAAUCAUGACAAUUUUCAUACUGCUGCAGAAAUAACUAAUGCAAAUCAAGAUUUAGUAGGUGUUUCAAUGAACCCAAAUCUAAAUCAUCCUUAUAAAAAAAUAAAUAGUGAAAAUUACAACACAAAUGAAUUUUUAGUACAAGAAAAUGUAUUUCCAACAUUUAACGAUAAUUUUGGCGCCACUGCCCCAUCAGUUUUUGUUGCACCUAAUUAUAUUACUAAAAUAGUAACCGGUACAGAAAAUCUCUAUGAAAACAAUAAUUUAGUACACAAUAGUGUUAAUAAAGAAAGUGAAGACCAUGAUGGUACUAAAACUUAUACCAAAUGGAGCAAAUCAGAUGAUGAAACCGAACAUAAUUUGCAUUUAGUACUAAAAAAUUUAACCCAAAUAAAUUUAGUACACACCCAGUUACUAAAUAAUAUAGAAAAUUUAAUGGAAUUAUUAGAAAUGUGGCAAGAAGAAAGUAAUAACAGAAAAAAACAAAAUCGUUUGAAUAACAAUGAUGAAGAAAAUUCUAAGAGUGAAAAUAAAUCAGAAAGUGCACCAUAUCUGGAAAAUCUUAUAGAAAAUGUAUCACAAGACCAAAAUAAGGAUAAAAAUUUUAACCAAAGUGGGGUGAAAACAAAGCUGAUCCAUUAUUUAUGGCAAUUAUCUGAAAUUUCGUUAAAACAACAUGACGAAAUAAAUACAAGUUUCGCAAGUAAUAAUCCCAAUAUUGAAACUAAUAUUGAAAAGCCAUUUAAUAUGAACAACUCCAAAGCAAGUGAACAUAACGAAUUACUGGAAUUUUUUAAGGAAUUCGGGGAAGGUGAAGCAAACAAACCGGAAAAGAAUGUUGAUAAUGAAUACUCGCCAAAUGCUUUGACUAGGAAGCACAAAAGUGAAGAAAUCCUAGAAACAAAUUCCGAAAUUACAAAAGUUAAAAAAAUUCUUGAAAAUCCAAAAACGUUUAAAAAUCUUAAAGUUGCAAAAAGUGAAAUUUUGAAGCUUAUAAAAAACAUUCUUAAAUCUAAAGAGAAUGUCUACUCUAAACUUAACACUAUAAUGGAAAAGCUUUUAGAGAAAAGUUUUACAAAAGCUCAUCUUCAUAAGAUUGUGCAUAAACUAAGUGAAAAGAUUUUGGAACAUCAAGAAUCCCUAGAAAAAGGCCUUGAAACUACCAAGAUGUUGAGUAAUAUAAAUGUUGAGGAAACUCUCAUAGGUUUAUUUAGAACCAAGGGUUCAAAACUCGCUGAAAAGCUUUUAGUACUAGAAAAAAAAUUAUUGCAAUUAAAUCCGAAUGAAAACAAUGAAAAUUUAAAAUUCCAAAAUUUAAUCGAAAGCCUUUACAAAGAAUUUAAAAUGGGAAACGAUUUAAACAGAGCAUUUAAUUUAAUACAAAAUUUACUACAACUAAAGACAUAUGGUAUUAAGUUGAUGAAAAAUCGUGAUGGAGCUUUAAAAACGUUAAUCCACAAGAACACAUUCGAAAACACCAAAGACAGCAUAACAACUGCUAUGAAUCUUAAAGAAAAUACUAAAAUCUUAAAAAUUCCAGAAAUGUACAAAAAUAGAAAUAAAAGAUCGGCUCAAAGCUUCGAAGAUAAAGCCCAUAAACUCUUCAGAGAAAAUAAUUAUGAUGAUUUAAUGCAAAAUAUGGAAGAAACACCAUUUAAAGUGAGAGGAAACCUAAAUGAUGACGAUGUUGAUAAUAUCAAAAACUCACCACACAUACAAUUUGAAAUAGAAAAUGCUGAAGUCAAUGAAAAGUCAAUUGCUCGCAAUAUCGAUAUUCUAAAAUUAACCGAAAUCCCCUUUAAAGUCGAAAGAAGUAAAAGAGAAAGCAGUGGUGAAUAUGUUCAAAACUCACCACACACAAAUGUUAACAAUAAAAAGUUUAAGAAAACUCAUGAAAAGCUGAAACCUUUAAAAUUAACCCAAUUCCCAAACAAAGUGAAAAGAAAGCAAAUAUCUCACAGAGGUGAAAAACUUCUAAUUUCACCACACCAAAAUUUAAAAGUUGAAAAUCUUAAAAGUGAUAAAGGAGAAAAAAUUAAUUUGGAGCUAAACCAAGUGGAGGUAAAGAAAAAAGAUAACAGUGGUGAAAAUCAUUAUAAUUCACCAUACCCAAAUUUUGACUUUGAAAAGUAUAUGAAAGCACAUAAAGACCGGAAACCUUUAAAAUUGCUGGAAUUUCCAUUUGAAACUACAAAAAACCAAAAAUCCAACCGAGGUGAAAAUCUUCAAAAUUCACCACACACAAAAUUCAAAUUUAAAACGUUUGAAGUAGCUAAUGAAAAUUUCAAAAAUGACCAAUUAACCCAAGAGAAAGAAAACGAAAAUUUUGAUAGUGGUGAAAAUUUCAAAAAUUCACCACAUCUUAAAUUAAAAGCAGAACAAAUUGUAAGAGAUAAUAAAAAACUCAGUGAUCACAAUAAAAAGAAAUACCAACUUAGAGUGAUGAAAAGACUAAAAGCAAAACAUGGUGAAAAUGAUCAACUAAACCUACAGUUAUACAGAAAAAUCAAAAAUUUUGAUAAUAUUAAAGUAAAUCCAAAAGAAAAUCGUUAUCAUCACCUGCAAAAGAGAUCAACCACCUCAACAACAAAAAUGAAUGCAACCUUACCAAAAUUUAUAAGAAAAUCCAAUAGUUCAACAGGGAAUGUUACCGAAAUGCCACAAAAUUUACCCACCACAACAUUAAACCCUCUUAAGGAAAACUCAACAAAUUACAAUAACAUCAUAUCUACUUCGAAUGUCAGUAUUGAUAAAGAAAAUCUAACCACCAUUCUAAAUCGAUCCUCUGCAAAUUCUAAGACCACAAAAAUUACAGGUCCAUCUUUACAAAAACACAACAAACGUAAAAAAAGAAAACGUACUCACCACAAAAGUCGCAAAGCUGAAAAUCGUACUAAAAAGAAACGCAAACGUUUAGGUGUGUCUCCUUCAGCUUUGAAUAAUACAGGAGCGAAUCAGUCGUUAGCCAUAGAAACUUCAACAUCGCGUUCUAUUAAAGGCGAUCACAAACGGGCCAAGGGCAGCAGUUCAGAAAAAGAUGAGGGGGAUUUUGAUUUCUUUGAUGCCGAAGGUGCAGAGGAGGAGGAUGAUGACACUGAAGAAGAUGAGGAUGAUGAUGACGGUGGAGAAGAUGACGAAGAGGAUGAUGGUGAUGAUGAUGAUGAUGAAGAGGAUGAUGGCGAAUCCUAUGAAGAUGAUUUGGAAGAAACUCCCAUAGGAGAGGAUACUUCGUCGGCCGCAGCAGAUGUUGAUUUUGGUGCCUUGGAGAUGGAGCCAACCGAAAUUCCCGCCACUGCUGGUGAUGAUCCUGCCAUAUUUUCAAAAAACACCCAAAAUAAUCCCACCCUAGCCCUUGAUCUAAAACGCAUACGUCGUAGACCCACCUCCAAAUUACCUGCAAAACAAGAUUAUGAUGACGAUGAGGACGAAGAUGAAGACGAUGUUACCAGUGUGGGCUCCAAUUUGGGUGGUUUCUUUCGCAUGAUAUUCUAUCCCGUACAAAUGGUGCUCUCCACUAUCAUGGACAGCUUUGUGGGAAGCAAUGAAAGCUCUUCAUCCACUUCUCCCUACACUCAAUACACUUCGUACCAUAACACACUAAAGAAGCAUGCCAGCGAUUACAAUUACGAAGAUGAUGAUGGUGACUAUGAUGAUGACAUCGACUAUGAUAAUGACUCCAGCGAUUCCUCACUAACCGGCUGGUUUAGUUCUUUAUUUGGUUUUAAUCGACGCAAUAAGAAAAUAGGCAGCACCACUUUAUCGCCGCAAUCGGCACACAAGCCCGCCAAACAAACCGGCUGGUUACAAUCAUGGUUUGGCUAUGACGAUGGUGUGGACAAAUCCGAUACCAAUGUGCAUGAAGAUGAGAGUGAAUAUGAUAAAUGGUUUUCCAGUUGGUUUGGUGAAAUUAAGCCAAAAGCCAGAAAGCGUACAACAACCACCACCACUACAACCACCACGCAAGUACCACAGGUGCCCAUACUAACCAUAGUGGAUCCCAUGCGCAAUCCUCAAAACUGGAUUGGCAUAUUGGCGCAUCAUAUAAUCAAUCACACAUCUACAACGACACAGAAUCCUUUAAAAGAAAUCUGGUCGCGAGUUACCUCACCUUCUACAACAACCACAACUACUGAGAAUCCUGAUAUACCGAGGAAAAUGUCGUACAACAAAUAUCAAAUAUGGCGUUUGAAACCUCAAGAUGAUCCUCAACUACAGGCCUUGGAGGAGUACAAGCAAAGUGAAGAGGGCAACAAAUUACAGUGGCUGAAGGGACCGAGUCUGAGAGGCCUCACCGAUGUCCUAGUACCCCCUCGUAUGUUAUCCGAUUUCCAAUCGUCCCUCAGCUUUGAAUCCAUCGAUCAUGAAGUGCUCAUAUUUGAUGUGGGCAAAGCCAUUGCUUAUGAAAAAUCCAAAGAAGACUUCCUUUUCACCACCACACAAAAUCCCAAAAAGCGUCAUAAUCCCCAUCGUCAUGCACACAAAAAGCCCCUGCAAUCUAUGACUUGGAUGCGUUAUUAUGAAUUCGAUGAUAUUGUCACAUAUAUGGAAAAUAUGCGUUUGCGUUAUCCCCAGUUGGUGGAGCUCAUUCAUAUAGGGCGUUCCUAUGAGGGUCGACCUUUGAUUGUGGUGAAGAUCGAAAGCAAAGAGGCAGCAGCAGCUAAUUCAGCGAAUCUCCAACCGAAUCAAAAAUCCAAAUUAAGGCACAAAAAGCGUACUGGUGUGGCAAAUGCUGUAUUCAUAGAGGCGGGAACACAUGGUGCCGAAUGGAUAGCACCGGCUUCGGCAACAUGGAUAAUCAAUGAAUUGCUGAAAAUUAUGAAAAUGAAUAAAACCAUAGACGACGAACACAGUGUCAUUCGUAAUACUACAUGGUAUAUAAUGCCCGUCUUGAAUCCAGACGGUUAUGUUUAUAGCCAUGAAUAUGAUCGAUUUUGGAAGAAAUCACGUUCGAGACAUAUUUCACGGCCUUCGGGCAUCAUCAACUCAGCCAUGACUUGGUUACAGAAGAAAAAGACGACCAACCGCAUUUGCUAUGGUGUCGAUUUGGAUCGUAAUUGGAAUUAUCAAUGGGGAAAACGUGGCAGUUCGAGGACACCAUGCAAUGAAUUCUUUGCUGGACCGGCACCAUUUUCGGAGCCAGAGACAAAGGCAUUGUCGGAAUUUUUAAUGGAUUACAGGACGCAUAUUAAGCUAUAUAUGUCCCUCCAGGCCUAUGGCCAAAUUAUAAGUUACCCUUAUAAGGCAAAUACAACGUAUGAUACAGAACGUCUAGAUGAUCUGCUAGAUGUGGCUAUGGUGGGCAUUGAUGGUCUACGCAAACAGGGCAGCAAAUCUCGAUAUAAAAUAGAUUCUACAAAUGAUUUGGUGGAAAAUCGUUCAGGAUCAUCCGAUGCCUUUGUAGCCUAUGAUGUUGGCAUACCAUUCAGUUAUACCAUUCAAUUGGCCGAUAAUGGUGUUCACGGCUAUCUUUUACCCAGUGCUGCUAUUGAAUCUACAUCUAGAGACGCUUUCGAAAUUAUUUUGGCUAUGCUGGAUUAUAUUUAA